GACAGGAAGAACAGUAGAACACCAAAAACUGAAAAUCAAAAAAAGAAGUUUCAACUUUCAACCCUCAACUAGUCCUGUAAUUAAUUUAAUUUUUAAUUCUUCAUCCAUCUGAAUCUUUUCUCUCUCUUCUCUCUUUCUCUCUCUCUCAUCUGCAUUUUUUUUCCAAUUUCAUCAAAGAAAAUUCACUUUCCACCAUUUUUCUCUCUCCUUCAUUUCUCUUCGACAACUAAUCAUAACUGUCGGCGUCAAGCUCAGCAUCUCUGCUCCAACAAUUGUUCCAGUUUCUACUUUACGAAGGUUGAUUGUCGCAGUGAUUGAAUUGAAGAGAUGGCUAAUCGAAAAGAAGAUGAGAAAAAUGAGAAAAUUAUACGAGGUCUUCUUAAACUUCCUGGAAAUCGCAAGUGUAUUAACUGUAAUAUUCUGGGUCCCCAAUAUGUGUGCACCACUUUCUCAACAUUUGUUUGUACUACAUGUGGUGGAAUUCACCGCGAAUUCACACACCGAGUAAAGUCAGUAUCAAUGGCCAAAUUUACACCCCAAGAAAUUGUUGCACUCCAGGCAGGUGGAAACGAGCGUGCAAAGGAGAUAUACUUUAAAGAAUGGGAUCCUCAGCGGCAAUCUGCGCCCGAUAGCAGUAAUGUGGACAGACUUCGGGAUUUUAUCAAGCAUGUGUAUGUGGAUAGGAGAUAUAGCGGUGAAAGGGGAAGUGACAAACCUCCUCGUGGAAAGCUGAGUGAUAAAGAUGAACCUAAUGAGAAUAGGAGAUCAGACGGAUAUUUAAGUGGUUCUCGAAGUCCACCAUAUGAUGACAGGAUUGAACGCCGUUACAGUGAUAGAUCAAGUCCUGGUUAUGAUGCGAGAAGAAGUCCAGGAUACGAUCAUGACCCCCAGAGGCAUAGUGACUAUGGGAGAAGCCCUGUUCGUUCGGGUAUUGUUAAUGAUUGGCGACGGGAAGAUAGGUUUUCCAAUGGGAGAAAUUCUGAUGAUCGUCGGAGUUCUGACGGAGAAGGUAAGCUUGACGUCAGAUCUCCAGAUAACCAAAAGGAUGCUGGUGUGUCCAGCCUUCCAACUGUACGGCCUGUUGGGGAGAUACUGGGAGAAAAUGUUGUGCCACUUCGCAUUAGUGAGCCUCUAAAAGCUGAUAGCAGCAGGGCUGUUGACGGGUCUAAAAUUACCCAGAGAACAGCCUCCUCUAGUAGCUUGGCAUCCACCAAUGGCAUUCCUGUUGAGCCAAAAAAGGAAACAUCUCUGAUUGACUUUGAUGCUGAACCAGAACCUCCUAUGACUGUCACUGCAGUUCCACAAUCAUCUGCUGGUCAGCCAGUUCGCCAAUCAACAAGUACACAAAACGAUGACAAUUGGGCUUGUUUUGACAGUGUGCCAGAUAACAAGGUGCUUCAAGCACCUCAAAGUACGAAGCCACUGGAAUCUGUUCUUUCAGAUUUGUCCGUUCCUGCUCUUGUUCAUUCAUCUGGAUCUACUAGUGGGAGUGGUGCUCCUGUGCCUUCCAAUGGCAUCUUCCCGUCUUCAAGUGGUGAUUUGUUAUUUGCUUCUGUGGGUAGUACAUCUGUAGCUGCAUUACCUGGGAUUGCUCCUGUAUCCUCACCAUUGACUAGUUUGUCAUCUCAACCUUCUGGAGGGGCUCCGGUUGCUCCCAGCCUGCCAUCAACAUUGCCUGCCAAUGGUGGUGGUCCCUAUCAGCAGCCUGGAAUGCAUCCUCAACAAGUUUUUACACAUUCUGCUGCUAACCAGCAAGCUCCUUCACAAUUGGCGUCUGUUUUUCCCAGUGUCUCUAGCAGUCAGGAUGCGGUGGGUAACUCUGUUGUCCAACCAUCACAAGCCGUUUCGGCUCUUCAGUCUCAUACAAUUGAAGCUAACUCAAGUCAGAGAAAAGAGCUUCCUGCGGAUCUCUUUACUGCUACAUACUCCUUCAGCCCUUACCAAGCUCCUGGUUGGCGAGCUGGUGUUAGCGGAAUGUUUCCUGGCAUGGGAUAUCAGAUUCCGUAUAACCCUGCAAUGUCAAUGCAAACAUACCCGCAGCCAACAUAUCAGCAGCCAACAAAAUCAUCUAACCCUUUUGAUGCAGAAGGAUCUUCUGUGCAAGCUACUCCGUUCCCUUCUAUGUCAUCUCUGCAAACUGCUCUGCCUAAUGCAACUGCUCCUAUCGGAGUAGCACAUGCUUCAAACCUUGGUACUACUCCACCUUCUUGGAUGCGACCUCAAUUAUCAACAAUGGCUCCACCUGCACAUUCUUUUGGCUCUUCUAUGCCAACUGAGUUGUCAGGGAUGUACAUAGGCCAGCAACUACCCAAUAACAUGGCAUCAUCUAGGCCUCAAGGACUUGGAAGCUCUGGUAAUGAAGGACCUGCUUUUGGCCUAAUGAACCCGGCUGCUGCCAUGCCGAACCCUUCCGUAAGUGGGAACCCAUUUGGCUAGAAAGGCAAUUACACGUCUUGAUAAUCCACCCCCUUUCAUAAUUCUUUUGUGGAGUUGUUUAUCUUUUGUUGAACCGAUACAUCAAUACAACACCUCAAUAAGGAAGAUUUUGAGGUCUUGGGACAAUUAGGUUUAUUCGCCUAGUUCCCAUGUAAAAAUGUUUUGCACCUGUAGAAUACAUGAGGAUAUGAAGAUUAAAAUCGUGAUUUAGAAGACGGGCAUGGAAGUCGACAAAAUAGUCAUGUGUUAGGAAUUUUGGUGUCUAACUUUGAUAUUUGAUCAUGGAUCUCUGCAUGAUGGUUAAUCUAAGCUUCUGCCCUCUGAAGUUGUAUCAAUUUUUUGUUUCUUUACCCUAUUGUGGGUUCAUCGACUGCUAUUAUUUUGGUAUACUUUUUGUAUCCUUUUUCACCUUUUAUGUAUUUUCUGCAUGUGAAUAUGGAUUGUUUUGUUUAAAUAAUUCUAUUUUGUGAGACUUGAUAGUGGUUGUUUUGACUUU
Molecule: messenger RNA, 2932 nt
Organism: Amaranthus tricolor (Joseph's coat)
Lineage: Eukaryota; Viridiplantae; Streptophyta; Magnoliopsida; Caryophyllales; Amaranthaceae
Product: probable ADP-ribosylation factor GTPase-activating protein AGD14
Exons: 14
Coding region: 328-2436 (702 amino acids)
Molecular function (GO): GTPase activator activity
Source: RefSeq, a predicted model, not a curated record